AUGGGUAAAGUCCACGGAUCCCUCGCUCGUGCCGGCAAGGUCAAGUCUCAGACACCAAAGGUCGAACCACAAGAGAAGAAGAAGUUGCCCAAGGGCAGAGCGAAGAAGAGAAUGGUAUACACUCGACGAUUCGUGAACGUUACGAUGACUGGUGGCAAGAGAAAGGUCAGCAGCAUCAUGGAAUGUGUACGAUAG
Lithohypha guttulata is the source of this 195-nucleotide messenger RNA. RefSeq names its product ribosomal 40S subunit protein S30B (gene RPS30). The record is from RefSeq and is a predicted model, not a curated record. NCBI's taxonomy places the organism in Eukaryota, Fungi, Ascomycota, Eurotiomycetes, Chaetothyriales, Trichomeriaceae. Gene Ontology annotation, biological process: translation. Gene Ontology annotation, cellular component: cytosolic small ribosomal subunit; ribosome. The coding region runs from base 1 to 195 and encodes 64 amino acids. The transcript is spliced from 2 exons. Gene Ontology annotation, molecular function: structural constituent of ribosome.